UGGUUAAGAUGGCGGCAGCGGCGGCGGCGGCGGCGGCAGCGGCGGCUUUGGGGGCGCGGGGCCGCCGGAGGGGGAGGGAACGUCGGAGCCCGUGAGUCGCCCUCAGCCCAGUGGAGGCGGCGGCCGAGACCCCGCGCACGAAGGCCGCUCGGCCGGGCCGGCCGCCGCCGCACCGAGCGAGCUAGGGAGCGCCAGGCGGGGAGCCCCGAGGCCGGAGCCGGGAAGGGAGGAAUGUGACCGGGGGUCGGCGGGGGCUCGGGAGUACGCGAGCGCGGGGAUGGGGCAGCAGGUGGGCCGCGUCGGGGAAGCGCCGGGGCUCCAGCAGCCGCAGCCCCGCGGGAGCCGCGGGAGCAGCGCCGCCAGGCCGGCCGGGCGCAGGCGGGACCCGGCGGGGCGCGCGGAGGAGGCCGGCUUCAAUAUCUUCACCCAGCAUGAAGCCCUGCACCGUCCCUAUGGCUGUGAAGUUGAGUCCCAGGCACUGAAUGAAGCCAUCAGGUGGAGCUCCAAGGAGAAUUUGCUUGGAGCCACUGAGAGUGACCCCAAUCUCUUUGUUGCACUUUAUGAUUUUGUUGCAAGUGGUGACAACACACUCAGCAUCACCAAAGGUGAGAAGCUCCGAGUCCUAGGUUACAACCAGAAUGGUGAGUGGAGUGAGGUACGCUCUAAGAAUGGGCAGGGGUGGGUGCCAAGCAACUAUAUCACCCCAGUGAACAGCCUGGAGAAGCAUUCUUGGUACCAUGGGCCAGUGUCCCGAAGUGCAGCAGAAUAUCUGCUUAGCAGCCUUAUCAACGGCAGCUUCCUUGUGCGGGAAAGUGAGAGCAGCCCAGGGCAAUUAUCCAUCUCGCUUAGGUACGAGGGACGUGUAUACCACUACAGGAUCAAUACCACCACAGAUGGAAAGGUGUAUGUGACAGCAGAAAGCCGAUUCAGCACUUUGGCAGAACUGGUUCAUCAUCACUCUACGGUGGCUGAUGGGCUGGUGACAACCUUGCACUACCCGGCACCGAAGUGCAAUAAGCCUACAGUCUAUGGAGUGUCCCCCAUCCACGACAAGUGGGAAAUGGAACGAACUGAUAUCACCAUGAAGCACAAACUCGGGGGUGGCCAGUAUGGCGAGGUGUAUGUUGGCGUCUGGAAGAAAUACAGUCUUACUGUUGCUGUGAAAACGCUAAAGGAAGACACCAUGGAGGUGGAGGAAUUCUUAAAAGAAGCUGCUGUGAUGAAAGAGAUCAAGCAUCCUAACCUAGUACAGCUAUUGGGGGUGUGUACCUUGGAGCCACCUUUUUACAUAGUGACCGAAUACAUGCCGUAUGGAAACCUACUUGACUACUUGAGGGAGUGCAACCGAGAAGAAGUGAGCGCUGUGGUGCUGCUCUAUAUGGCCACACAGAUCUCCUCAGCCAUGGAAUACUUGGAGAAAAAAAAUUUCAUCCAUCGAGAUUUAGCAGCUCGGAAUUGCUUAGUGGGAGAGAAUCAUGUGGUCAUUGCUGAUUUUGGCUUAAGUAGAUUAAUGACUGGAGACACCUAUACUGCUCAUGCUGGAGCAAAAUUCCCUAUCAAAUGGACAGCACCAGAAAGCCUGGCCUACAAUACUUUCUCAAUUAAAUCUGAUGUCUGGGCCUUUGGGGUACUGUUAUGGGAAAUUGCAACCUAUGGGAUGUCACCAUAUCCGGGUAUUGACCUAUCUCAGGUCUAUGAUUUGUUGGAGAAGGGAUAUCGAAUGGAGCAGCCUGAAGGGUGUCCACCAAAAGUCUAUGAACUUAUGAGAGCAUGCUGGAAGUGGAGUCCUUCUGACAGGCCAUCUUUUGCUGAGACACAUCAGGCUUUUGAAACUAUGUUCCAUGACUCCAGCAUAUCUGAAGAGGUAGCUGAGGAGCUUGGGAGAACAGCUUCCUCUUCAUCCAUCGUACCAUACCUGCCUCGAUUACCCUUACUUCCUUCCAAGACCAGGACCCUGAAGAAGCAGGCAGAGAACAAGGAGAACAUAGACGGGAGCCAGGACUCUGCAGAGCCCUCUGCCUCCAGCUCAGCACCAGGGUUUAUUAGGAGCACACAGCCUCCUAGUGGGUCCCCAGCACUGCCUCGCAAACAGAGAGACAAGUCACCUAGUAGCCUCUUGGAAGAUGCCAAAGAGACAACUUUUACUAGGGACAGAAAGGGAGGCUUCUUCAGCUCCUUCAUGAAGAAGAGAAAUGCUCCAGCACCUCCCAAACGCAGCAGCUCCUUUCGUGAAAUGGAAAAUCAGCCUCACAAGAAAUACGAGCUCACGGGUAACUUCUCGUCUGUUGCUUCCCUGCAGCACCCUGAUGGGUUUUCUUUUCCUCCUGCCCAACAAGAGGUGAAUCUGGUUCCCCCUAAGUGCUCUGGGGGGAGCUUUGCCCAGAGGAACUUUUGUGGUGAGGAUGGCGGUGGUGAUGGUGGCAGUAGUGAUGGCGGUCCUGGUGGUGGUGGAGGAGGAGGAGGAGGGAGUGGAGCCACUGGUGGUGGGUGGUCAGGCAUCACUGGCUUCUUUACACCACGCUUAAUCAAAAAGACAUUGGGCUUACGAGCAGGUAAACCCGCUGCUGGUGACGAAGCUUCCAAGCCUUUUCCAAGGUCAAACUCUACAUCUUCCAUGUCCUCAGGGCUUCCAGAGCAGGAUAGGAUGUCAAUGACCCUUCCCAGGAACUGCCAGAGGUCCAAAAUCCAACUGGAAAGGACAGUGUCCACCUCCUCUCAGCCAGAGGAGAGCACGGGUAGGUCAAGUGACCUGAUUCCCAAAAAGUUAGAAGAAGGCCCUGCCCUGUCCAGGGACAGACCAAAAGCCAAACUUUUACCCAGAGGCACCACAGCUCUUCCUCUCCGAACCCCGUCAGGGGACGCAGCUGUUCUAGAUAAGGACUCAGCAGGGUCAGGGGCCACCGCUGUCCCUAAGAGCAAAGAGAAGAAUGGUGCAGCCCGGCUCGGGAUGGCAGGACUCCCAGAGGAUGGAGAAAGGCCAGGGUGGUCAUCUCCAGCCAAGGCUGCUCCAGUACUUCCAACCGCUCACAACCACAAAGUGCCGGUUCUCAUUUCACCCACUCUGAAGCAUGCUCCAGCUGAUGUCCAGCUCAUUGGCACAGACUCUCAGGGGAAUAAAUUCAAGCUCCUAUCUGAGCAUCAGGUCCCGUCUUCUGCAGAUAAGGACCGACCACGACGGGUAAAACCAAAGUGUGCUCCACCUCCACCCCCAGUGAUGAGGCUUUUACAGCACCCACCCACAUGCCCAGACCUCACAGAAGAGCAGAACACCCCUGUUGGAGGGCAGCCUGGACCAGAAGUGCAUGAAGGUGGAAAAAAGGCAGCGGCAGUAACAGCACCUGUCAGUGCAAAAGCUGGGAGGCCGGUGAUGCCUCCCCCUCAAGUGCCUCCAUCCACGUGUUCCACGUCACCUGCAAAAAUGGCCAAUGGCACUGCAGGCACCAAAGUGGCACUGAGAAAGACCAAGCAGGCUGCUGAAAAAAUCUCAGCGGACAAAAUCAGCAAAGAAGCCCUGCUAGAAUGUGCUGACCUGCUGUCCAGUGCCAUUACGGAACCCAUGCCCAACAGCCAGUUGGUAGACACUGGACACCAGCUGCUGGAUUAUUGCUCAGGCUACGUAGACUGCAUCCCACAGACUCGCAACAAGUUUGCUUUCCGGGAAGCUGUGAGCAAACUGGAACUCAGCCUGCAGGAGCUGCAGGUGUCCUCAGCAGCGGCUAGCCUGCCCGGAACAAAUCCUGUCCUUAAUAACUUAUUGUCAUGCGUCCAAGAAAUCAGCGAUGUGGUUCAGAGGUAGCUACUGCCAACCUGGCUGGAAGAAACACUUUCUGUUGAUCGGGAGGGGGAAAGGGACUUGUUUUUUCCUGUGUUCUUGCUUUCAAAAAAUGAAAGACUGAUACUUGAGUGAGUUCAUGUGAAGUACCUCAGAUCACUGAGUUUUCACGUUUACAGGUUCAUCUCAGAAGUUACAAACAUACACAAAGUGCAGGGGAGGGGAAGAAGGUGAGGUGGUGAUGAUAGGCAGGGUUUAGAAGCUGGAGAGGUGGCCUGUUGAGAAUUACCCUCAUUGGAAAAUCAGGUAAUAUAUGUGUGCUGCACCAGAGAGAGAAGUCAGACCCGCUUCUCCUGGUGGGGGGGGGAGCUUGUUCAUCCUGGGCAGGGACGGGUCUCAUCUCAGUAAGGGGGCUGGGAAGUUCCUCUGAAGGCCCUCAACACUGGAGUGGCUGUGAGGUUCACACUCUCUGCACUGGACAAAGGGUUUUAUCCUCUACGAGUUGUAGGGGGAGGCACCUCGGUCUCUUUGGACAUGUAGUGGUGAUCACUCUGGCACUGACCCUAAGGUGACGCUGAUUGGGUCAGGAAAAGAGGGAGAUGCCCUGAGAGUGGCUGCUAGCGUCGCCUCCACAGUGUCAUUGCUGCUGUCUCACAACUGCAAAACAGUUUUAGAACCUCUGCCCUCUCUGUGCCCUCCAUCUUAUCACUCCGUCAUGUUUCUGUUGUUUCUGAGUGAGCUGUGCUGGCAAGUCUAGCCGGGUUCCCUUUGUCUAGCCCAGGCACUAGCUGGCAUUCACUAAUGCUUCAGAGCUGCCACCCUCCGGUCAGUGUCAGCAAGCUGUGGGCGUAAUUUUAACAGACAGUGGUUUCCUCCAGGCCCUUGCUGGGCAAGAUGCCCUCUAUGUUCUUUAUGAGCAUUCGGAAUAUUAAUUAACACAAUACCUGGGCGUGUGUCAGUUGUCAGGCUGCAAGCUUCCACAGGACUCCUUUUCUUUGCUACAAGUAUCACCAUGAUGUUCACAUACAUACAUACACAUGCGCGCGCGCGCACACACACACACACACACACACACAUUUUUGGCUCAGGUGGAUAGGGUACCUGAGAUGUUUUUUAGAUUCUUCAACUUCCUAAUGUACUGUUGGGGAGGGAAUAUGUUCAGGAGUUGGACACAUUUUCCUAAAAGCUUGCUAUAGUAAUAAUAGCUAAAGUUCAUUUAGUUCUUCAAAGUUUUACAAAGGGCUUUAAACUGUCAGGCCCAUGCAUGGGGUUUGUAGCUCCCUCUCUAAAGCUUAUCUAGAAAAUCAGAUAAUUUUGGAAAUCACUGUUGGGGUCUGAUUUUUCCCCCAACUCUCCACUAGAUUGUCUUUCAUAGGGGACUCAACCGUCACUGCCUGUCAGGGCCAGCGUGCCAGCCUUGGUGAGUGGAGGACGCCUUCCCAUCCAUGAGCUUUCACUUUCUUGGGACCUUCUAGAUUGAUAAGCCCCUCGGGGAUCCAAUCAACAUCACCAGAGCCAGUUCUCACGUGUGCUGCUAUAGCAUCUGCCUCUCUGUUUGUCCUGAUUGAUGGAGCUAUUUGUUUGUAAGAAUUAGAUUGAAAAUGUUUGUCUUACCAUGGCAUCUUAGCCCACUUCAGGGAACAGUUCUUUGCAGGAAAAUAUUAUUUAGACCCAGGGAAUUUUGGUUGGAAUUAGAACUUAGAAUUCUGCUCUAGAAAAGAAGAUUGCAUUUUCCUUUUCAUGUCAGAUCUAAGUAGGGAAGCUUAUUAGGAUUCAACAGAUAUGAAUCAGAGGGGUGAAGUGUUAUUAAUUCUGUAAACAGAAGACCUUUCUGCUACCUGCUCUAUCCAAAUCUAUUGGAAUUCCGUUAGGAACAGAACACCCAUUUUGCAACUUUUUUCCCUCCAGUGGACCAUCACCUUAGCUUUAUAAGAUUGGAGGCAAAUGUUCAAUACUGAGUUUUCUUUCCAUCACUAAUUAGCUGUCCCAGGCUUAUUUUUUCAUCUUUUAAUUGAAGGUAAUACUUGUUUUUUAGGGGAUUAUUAGAAUUGUGUAGCUAUCCCUUGAACUUCUCUGUUAAGUGCGCAGUGCUUUCUUGGAUGGUUUUUCUUUCUUUUCAUGCUUCAAUGCCAACUGUUAAUGAAAUUUAGAACUGUACUGAGCCCUGUGAAUAAUGCUAGAGCUGUAAGGGGCCCCAGUGUUUUGGCUGGAUGUUUAGAUCUUUGACCAGGGAAAGACAGUGAUGUUUUUAAUUAGAAGGAAAGCAGACUGGGUUAUUUAAUCAUCAUCAGAAAGAGGCAAGGUAUAAAGGAAACUUGAGAGGAAAAAAAAAGCAUCCUAUUUUUUCUUUCAGAUAUUUCUAUAAUGUCUUUCUUCACAGUGCCUGCCAGUAUAGUACAUGCAGUAUGCAGCCAAGUUAAUUUAACUUUUUCCUCCUUGGGGUCCACACCUUACAUCAAAUAUGGUAAAGAACAAAUCCCAUGAAGGUUGCAUUGUUCCUUUAGGAAAAGGAGGCAGAAAUGUUUGGUUCCCAUCACUUAACCCCAAUUACCUCACCAAAAAAAAAAAAGUUUGGUUUCUGAAUUAAGCUUUUUCCUAACACUGGAGGUGUUUCAUUUCUUCCUUACCAAACUCUGUCGUCAUCCUUGAUCAGGGAUGACCUAUGGUACAUAGGGCAAGGUCAACUCUGGUCUGUUAUGCACUCCAGUACAUAAUACUACUUGCUAAUGCCCUUCCCCUGGGAGUUUAAAAACAAGCCCAUGAUUGUGCUUGGGAGUACUGAAGUGAUACUAGUUAUGAAGGUCUCCCUUUGCUCCUGUCGGUAAAUUUUAACCAAGACCAUCAGGGUUUUCUUGUUUGUUUGUUUUAGGAUGAGAAAAUAAAAUUUGGGAAGUGAUUAUGCCACUUUUCAAGUUUUCCCCAGAACAAGAGUGUGAAGUUAGGGAAGUGCAGUUGUUCCUUUAAAGAAUGUUCUUCUUUAGCAGGAUCUUCUUCCAUGAAAGUGCUGAAAAGACUUGGAGAAAGAUGCACUGCUUUCUUUAGGAGUCCUGGAUUUUCCACUGAUGGCUAGUCAUGCAUUGAUUAGACAUUGCCUAGACUAGCAAUGACCUUGGCAGCAUGGGCCAGCCUGUCCACCUUCCUUCCAGGGGGACUCUUGGGGACCUCAGUCAUGCAGUUUCAGGACUCUAGUCAGUUUUGCGCUCUAGUCAGACACUGUUAAUUUGUUCUACAAAUAGAACUUAGUUUUUUUAGUGUUUUUUGUUUUUUUCCCAAAGCAAGUAAUUUUGGAUUCAGAACCACAGAAGACUGUUCCUGGAGAGCUCUAAGAGCCACUGACUAAAACUAUAGUUUGAUUUCUUCAUCUAGUCUAAGGAAAAGGCAAGGGGAAAAAACACAACUAAUAAAUGGCACUGAAAUUGUUUCUUGAAGGGUCAGUUAUGUUUUGUUUUUAAUUAGUCAUAUAAGCUGCCACUGCUUGAGUUCAGUUAUGUAUAGGCUUACACAUGAUAAUGGAUGUUAUGGAUUCCUGUUAUAUGAUUCUCAAAUUGUAUUUCCCAUCAGAAGCAACAUUGAUCUGUCCACUACAGUUUGCCUCACUUUAUACAAUAGAUAUCUUCAUUAAAGGUAAAAUUAAAACUUGUUUACUGCAUUCUAUUUUCCCACUAACUUCCAUUAUAAUUUUCAGAGAUAUGUGCUUAUGGGAAGAAAAAAAAAACUUUGGAUAUUGGUCCAAAUAUAGGCCACUCUUUUCUUUGUACCCUCCAACUCUUGGGGAGAAAAAUUAUGGCAUAUAUAAAACCUAUAUGUGAGCUAUAAUUAGGCUCUUAGUGCCAUGGACAGCUUAAGUUUCAUUGGUCUUCCAGAACAAUCUAUAGCAACAGCUUCUCCAUCGGCUUAAACACACAUCAAUAGGGGUUCAUGCCAGCUGUACCUAUCUACAGCAUAAGAGCAACUGAUAUUACUCCCUUACCAUGCAACCCUGCCCUGAAUCUCUUGAGAUAUGUCUUACUACAAAGUCUAGCUGCUCUCCCUCCCUUUCCUUUCAUACGCAGGGCCAGAAAGGACUAGUCAGGGUAGAUGAUGGAAGAGGACUGUCUCAGUGUGUCUUAACCAAAGAGAUUGCUUUUUGUCCCAAGCCCCUGGCUCCAUGGAGCUUAAUAUUAGAGAAUAGAAAAGUAGCAGGAAAGGGAGUCAUUCCAGCUUUGCAGCUGGCUUAGGGGUUGACUUAAGAAUAGAAUCAAAGAAGGAGGCUGUCAGGGAGGAGAGAAGAAGAGUGACCAUCUGUGGUAGUCCGCCACACUUAAAAAAGGCCCACUUCCCAUGGUUAUUUGCCAUUCUAAAUUGUCUCACAUUUUUGUGUGGCAAAAUCUUAUUUGCUUUUAGGGGAAAAAAAACAAAAUAAGUUUCUCCCAGAUAGGUUGGUGAUUUUUAGUAUGGCAAUUUUAAAUAAUUAUUACAAUGUAUACUUACAUAUUUUGCUUUUACUUAUUUUACUUUUUGGGGUAUGACAUUUAUACCAAUAUUGUAAUCAGAUUCACACUUAAUUCUUUUCACUUUAGGGAACAUUCUGCCUUUUGGUAAAGCACAUUCCAUAUGUGUUUUAGUUAAUCAUAGGCUCUUAGAGUUCUUAGAGAUCAUCUUGUCCAACCCGUCUCAUUUUUCAGAUGAGACACACAGCUUAGUUACUGUCUCAUGAUCAUACAGUGAGUUAGUGGCAUAUCUAGGUCUAAGACCCAGGUCUUCUGAUGUCUCAUCCAUUGCUUUUUUCGCCCCCACACACUAGGAUGCCUUACAUAAAAUUUUGCAAUAAUAACUCCCAUUUAUAUAGCGCUUUAAGGUUUGUAUAGCACUUUUCCUCAUAACUCUGUGAGGUAACUAGAGCAAGUUGUGACCCCCCUUUUACAGAUGUGGAAGCUGAGGUUCUGGGAGAUUAACGAACUUGCCCCUGGUUGCACAGUUAAGUGGCUGAGUCAGGACAUGACCCCCUACCUCCUGACCCCAACUCGAGUGCUCUUUCCAUUAUACUAUGCAAGAAAGGUUAUUCAAGUAGACAGUCCAUGAGGUCUACAGUAAUAUUAGAAAACACUACCAAAGUCCAUUUUAUUGGGAGUUCUCAGUGACUAAAUAGGAUUCAAAUGCUUAAAUAGUCACAUUGUUUAAAGUUAUUGCCCUAAAUCUUAAAAACAAAAAAAAAGCUUACUAAUUUUAAAUAUUCAGGUUCAAAAGUCAUGCAAGGGUGCUUCCCCCUUACUCCCUUACCCACACCCAACAGAGCUCAGGCAUUGUUAGCAACUAAUAAUUUUCAAGUUUAUAGUCAAGUUGUGCUCUCUUUUGGGGUGAGGGGAGAAGGCGGGAACCUGGAAAAUAUCCUUAUUUGGAGAAGUACAGAUUGGAAACAAUCACUUCCCUAAUGAAUUGAAUAAAUUUGGAACAUCAGUGAAUAUGUGCAGAACGAGAUUGGCCUUAACUCCAGCUAUAAGCUAAGGCUAUCCAAAUUUGAAAAGCUUGGGGCUGACUUUUCUGUUAGCGUUACAGCAAUUCAGAAAGCAGCAGUUCAUAUUUUCCUAUUGCUGAAUAGAGAAACUCUUCUCUGGGCCUUGUUUUGAUGAAAUGAGGUCCUGUCACUCUUGAACAGCCCUCCUACACAAACUGAGGAUGCUCAGUAAUCUAAGUGUGGUAAUAAAAAAUUUGAUGCGAGUCCCUUUGAGACUGUGCCCUGUGUAAUUUUUGUUUCUGAGGAUGGUCCUUCUCUUUAUUUGGGGGAGGGGGAGUACAAGUCAUCACUCAACAAGCUGUUGAGAAAUGCUUCUUGAGGAGUUUCUUCCCAGUAUUCUGUACGGUUUAUACAUUUGCCAUUUAUCAGCUGUCAUUUUUUAGCGUAGUUGAGCACAGUUCUUUGCUUCUUUGAUCCUAAAACACCUAAGAGUAAAUUCUAGUGGCUGUAAUUUUGAGUCAUAAUCCUACAUCCUGAAAUCUGCAGUUAAGAACCUAAAGGCUUCUGUCUCCCAUUUUUAUUAACUCAUUAGUGUGCCUCCAAGUAACUAAUUAUGGAGCUGGCUCAGAAUGAGUUUACAAGGCUGUCUCUUCUUUGGAUUAUUAUUAUUAUUAUGCUUUUGCCAUUUUGUCACUACAUAUCCCUUUGUUACAUUCAGAUUUAGACUUUACUAGACUUCUGAAUAAGGAUGGCAAAAAGGUAAAAGAUACAGUACCGUGGCAGAAGCUGGCCUUUCACACAUCAUAGCAUCUUUCCCCCCUUUUGGAAGUACAGAUUUAGGUUUCCUUUAGUAAAUGUUGGGUUUUUUAACCAGCUGCACAUGCUUCCUAACAAUUUCUAUGAUUACAUCUGAGCUGGUUACAAACUGUUAUAACCAUAUGAAAUGCCUAGCCCAUUGGAAGAUUAGGAUACCAUUGAAAAUGCUUGUUUCCAUUUGAAAAUAAAAGGAGAAGUAGAAAUUUCUUGAGAAGAGAACCUUCUGAGAACCAUUCUGUACUAACUGGUAUUAGUACUGGUUGUAAAGUUCCAGCCUAAGUGGGCAGGACCUCAUUAGUCAAAAAGGAGGUGUGGUCUAGGUCUGAACUCUUUUCCACUUGGCGUUAUCUGGGGCUCACUUUAUACCGGUUUUUAAAUGCGCCAACAUAAAACAAUGCAGGGCUUUCAGUUCACUUCGACAUUGUAAUGAGGCAGCCCUAGCUGCUGGUCCUGUUCUGUGGGGGCACAAAUCACCUCAACUCUUCCCUUCCUUGGAUGCUCUCUUCCUGGGUGGGAACACCUGGAGAGUUGUAAUAGUAGGAGAAGUCAACCCUAGUCUGUUCCUCCUCCUCAGAACCUCCAGCAAAGGUUCCCCUAAUCCAGGGUAGUUUAGGAAAGUACUAUUAAUGAAUCCGAGGGCAGGAGGAGAUUUCCCUGACAGAGCCAACAGGCUUUGAUGCCUCCUGUGCUAUGUAACACUCAAAAGUAUCGUGUACUCCACCAGACUGAUGUGCCAGUAUGACAUUUGUUUCACAACAUAGUCUAUUCCCAAGGUGUUUUUCUUGGGUGCAAAUGAAAGAUAGCUUAUAAAGGUCCCAACGUGUAAUUGUAAGGUGUGAGGGGGAAGAAUAGAUCUUAUGCCCCUCCAAAAAAGAGGAAGGCCACAUCAACAUAGAAUAAAGUUAGGUUGGUCCAUAAAACCAAGUCCAUGAGAAUGGACAUUCUGUUGUAUUGGAUCUCAUAGGAAAAAUUCUGGCUGCCAACUUAAUUUUUGCACUAUUGUUGAGCCUAUGAAAUAGAGCUCUUCACGUUACAAGUGUGUUCUCUUCACACUGAUUUGUUGUCUGGGGCAGAAGAGUGUGUUACAGCUCAUCCCUGCAUUCCCUUAUCAGUGCAGUGCUUUCUUUACACCUAUAUUCAUUUGUGUAUUUGACUGUUGUUAAAAGCCUUUCCUAUCUGAUGCAUGUACUUAAAAGAAAGACCACUCCCACGCUUAGAAACUCCACGAUAGUGAUAAGGUCCCAGUUAAUUAGGCCAAAAGGGACUGAUGUAUCACAGAUAGUUUUCAAAACCCGUAAGAGCACAAUCCUGUUUUGAGUCCUACAGGAGCUUGUUCAGGUGUUUUCUUGGACACCCCUGGCUUUGGAUUAUCAUGUUAUGUGCCCUGUCUAGGAAAGACUCCCUUAUCUUUCACUGGUGUAUAUUAAUGCACACUCCAUGCUUGUUUCAUUCCAAAAAUUAUCCUAUAAAAGUCAGUGUAGGAAAUUAAGCUGUGCCACACAGAUGUUGAGGUCUCUGAGUUCACUGAUUUUUAAAUAGUUCAUUCUUUAAGGAAGAGCAAAAGAAGUAAGCUUCUAAGAGCUGUCUGACUUUUUAAAAAGAGUAAGGUACUGUUCUGUAAAUUCUAUAAAUCUGCUCAAUUCUCCUUUGUACUUGAUCCUU
This is a messenger RNA of Phascolarctos cinereus (koala), 11684 nucleotides long. NCBI's taxonomy places the organism in Eukaryota, Metazoa, Chordata, Mammalia, Diprotodontia, Phascolarctidae. The record is from RefSeq and is a predicted model, not a curated record.